This is a messenger RNA of Penaeus vannamei (Pacific white shrimp), 480 nucleotides long. Lineage: Eukaryota; Metazoa; Arthropoda; Malacostraca; Decapoda; Penaeidae. The record is from RefSeq and is a predicted model, not a curated record.
GUCUUCAAGUGCUGAGUCUCGUAAAAAGCACAAGUCGAAGAAGAGCAAGCGCAGCAGGAGCGAGUCACCUAAGCGCAAGAAGCGAGACAAGAAGAAGAAAAAGGAAAAGUCAAAGAGGCGCCAUCGCUCCUCGUCCACCUCCUCCUCAAGUUCAUCGUCCUCCUCCUCCUCGUCAUCGAGCUCUGACUCUGAUAGUGCCGUAAGGAGCAAGUCCAGCAAGCGCAGGCGUUCGCGCAGUCCCGCAGCUCAAAGGGACUCAUCAGAGUCUCGGCGCAAGAGAAGCAGAAGUCGUGAGAAGUCUCGCAAGAAACCACACCACCGCGCAGAGAGGUGAGGUUGCUGGUUCUGCAGCGAUACUACCUACGUUGAUGAAGGAUAUUUCAGUAUCUUUAUUUUUUUUAUUAUCUUUUAAAAAUUAAUGCACUGACCACAUUCUGUUCUAUAUAAAUGGCUGAUAUUUAAGAAGCAGCAUAAAAAAGG